GAAGGUGUGGUUUCCUUUGUAUUAAAACCUGACGUUUGUGCUGUUUGGAAAGCUGUGUAAAACACGUUUGUAGUAGAAGCCUUUUUUUUCAUCUUAAACAACAUAUUUAAAGUAAUUUAAAAUGAAGAUUUUCUGGAUUAGUUCACUGCUCCUGAGUCUGUUCGUGUGGAUACCUGUUACGUUUUCGUCUUCUUCAGAAGGUCCUGAGGAUCAGGACACAUCAGGAGAUGACGAAUCCUCAGGAUCAGGAUUGGCAGAAUAUGAACCUGCCUGGGUUACAGAUGCCCCUGUGAUGCCCACAGAACAAACUACCAGAAUACCAGUCACAAUAGCCUCAUAUUCACUCUAUACAUCAGUUUCUGAAAGCAUACAGAGGGAAGCCACAGCUGUUAGUCUUAUGGACCCAGAAGAGACAACCACUGUUUACAAGAAAGGGUUUGCUUCUACUGUAGUAGAGGACUACACUAAAAACAUAAGUGUUAAAGAAGACAACAGACCUACAACAGACCUAAAACUCAAUGAUGUAAAUACAAGUGUUCCUCGUAUGAAGACCAUGCCUGUGCAGACAACAGGAACAACAGAUGUGAAAAAUCUUACAACUGAAGCUGCUGCAAAAACCACCACUAUUCUUACGACUACAGAAGACAAAAAUGUAAUUCUUGAAAAUACUAUUAUUUCAGAAGACAGGGCUAAUGUUGGGAAUUCAGAUACGGAUUCUGACUUUCACUUUGUCAAUGAAAUGAAACCCAGAAAAGUCGAGCCUGUUCAUGAUCCUGAAACAGCAGCAGGUCACUCAUCAGGAAAUAACACCCUACUGGAGAGGAAGGAAGUUCUUGCAGGUGUCGUAGCUGGUGGUGUUGUGGGUCUAAUGUUUGCCAUCAUGCUGGUCACCCUAAUGAUUUAUAGAAUGAAGAAAAAAGAUGAGGGUAGCUAUGCAUUAGAAGAGCACAGACAUGUUGGCUAUCUGAAACCUCAGAAACAGAUGGAGUUCUUGGCCUAAAAGAUCCAAGAGUCAAAAAAUGAAAAUUAUUUGGUCAAUUACUCAUCCUCAGCUCAGUUCAUUCCAGACCUUUAUAUAUAGUUGUCGUCAAACGUUUACAUACACCUUGCAGAAUCUGAAAAAUGUUGAUAAUUUAAAAAAAUAGGAAUUUAGGAAAUGUUUGUAUCCUUUAUAACAGUGUAUGAGUUACUUGAUUGUCCUCAGUGUGAAAAGAUGAAUCUCAACAUCAUACAGUCACUGGUGAGCAGGAGUCAAAUAUGCAUGAAAAUGCUGAAAAAGCAGACUGUGCAGGACCUGGAGGAAUUUUUUGGAGACCGGUGGACAGAUUAUUGGCUCAGGACACAAAAAAGUCUUCAAAAACCACAAACUGUCAUUAAUUGUCUAUAGGUUUCACAGAAACUUUUGCCUUGAUGUUUUGUGGGGUUUGAUGUGCACGUUGAUCGGAUGUUCCGGUAGCUUGGUUGGUGGAGCCUCGCAUUGGCAGUGUGUAUACAUUGAAUACACUUUAAGUCACUAUUUAAGUCAAAUGCAUACUUGUAAAAGCAGAUUUAAUUCAUUUUAUAUAAACGCAGUGGUUUGGUGACUAUGUAUGAAGUUCACACCCUAUAAACGAACAAGCAUUUUGAUUGGCCACUACAGUCGAGCCUCAUUUCAUGUCACGAAACACAAGAUUGCCAUUUUCUUUAAGACAGCUAGAGGGCACUUAACAUAACUAUACGCUGUCAUAUGCUGCUGGCACAAAUUACCUAUGGGGUAAUUUUUUGGGGAGACAGGCAGAGUCAGAUAUUUUGAUGAAUGUUGGUAACCAAACAACACUGGACAUGUAAUGAAUAAAACCAGGACACGUUUACUUCCACUGUAUGGAAACAAAACAGACAUUUCUCAAAAUAUAUUCUAUGUUUCACAGAGAAAAGAGUCAUACACAGGUUUUGAACCAGAUGAGGGUGUUUAAAUGAUGGCAAGACUUUGGGGUGAACUCUUCUUUUAACAAAGACUGUUCUUACUACCUUUUAAUAUUAAAUACUAAUUGGUAAAG
Messenger RNA from Triplophysa rosa, 2036 nucleotides. Its product is annotated as syndecan-1-like. Lineage: Eukaryota; Metazoa; Chordata; Actinopteri; Cypriniformes; Nemacheilidae. The transcript is spliced from 5 exons. The record is from RefSeq and is a predicted model, not a curated record. The coding region runs from base 122 to 1000 and encodes 292 amino acids. Gene Ontology annotation, biological process: cell migration. Gene Ontology annotation, cellular component: membrane; cell surface.